GUUGUAUACCAGUUCGCUGGACAACAGGCUACGCCCUGUGGCUCCGGUCUGCCUCCACCUAAUGUGAACAUUGGAGGACCCGUCAGCGGUCAUCAGGUUAUUCUAACACACCCAAUGGGUCAACAGGGACCACCGAUGGGUGCCAAUGUAUUGGCAACUCAACCCCAAUCGUUUGCGACCGCACCUGGCCACUUGAUGCACGGCGCCAGGCAAGCCGUGCCCAUGCCCCUUCCGCACCACCAAACGAAUUCUCAACAGCAAUGUGUCCAGGUUCUUCAACAAAUCAACCCUGGCCCUGACAAUCAUGUCAUGUCUGUGGCUCAGACCACUUCUGGUAGUCCUGCCAUGACGAGCCUGCCCUCUACCAUGGGUCUACAGCAAGGAACUUUAGCUCCUGGCACAACGGCAACCACAGCGACCGGGGCGUCGACCUUCGUAAAUCAGCCACAGGCACCUCCACGACCACCAUCACCCCUCUUCGUCUCCCUCCCACCUCGGACCUCAAGAGUGCUGCACUCCGAAAUUUACCAACGCUACAUCGACCGCCUGCGUCGAAACGCACCGGGAUUGAGUGACUGGAGAAAGCAGCUGGCGGCUACAGUAGACUCGGUGCCCCCCUUAACGCCACAACAGCAGCAACAGAUGGCUACCAACUUCCUCGACACACCGCAUAUACACGCUCACCAGGGCAGUAUUGUCGAGGCACUGUGGAGCCUGCGAGACAACCUACUCAAGGACUCGCUCAAUAUUCGUGUUCGGUGUCUCGGUGUGGAGGAGUUGUAG
This is a messenger RNA of Dibothriocephalus latus, 783 nucleotides long. Lineage: Eukaryota; Metazoa; Platyhelminthes; Cestoda; Diphyllobothriidea; Diphyllobothriidae. The record is from the annotation of a GenBank genome assembly.